This is a messenger RNA of Vicia faba (fava bean), 1557 nucleotides long. The record is from the annotation of a GenBank genome assembly. NCBI's taxonomy places the organism in Eukaryota, Viridiplantae, Streptophyta, Magnoliopsida, Fabales, Fabaceae.
AUGAAGAAGACAACCAAACGUCCUUCCAAGAAAUCUUUCCAUGCUGAAAAUGGAAACGGCAUAUCUCCCUCACCUUCUUCACACCCGGGUGAUGGACCAGAAAGAACGGUGAAGAAGGUGAAAUUGUCCAAGGCUCUUACAAUUCCCGAUGGGACAUCGGUUUCUGAUGCAUGUAGACGAAUGGCGGCUCGCCGUGUCGAUGCUGUUUUGUUGACUGAUUCCAGUGCUUUGCUUUCUGGGAUUCUUACUGAUAAGGAUGUUGCUACUAGAGUUGUUGCUGAGGGGUUGUUACCUGAUGAGACUGCUGUGUCCAAAGUAAUGACGCGGAAUCCUGUUUUUGUUACGUCGGAUACACUGGCUAUUGACGCUCUUCAGAAGAUGAUCCAGGGUAAAUUCAGGCACCUCCCUGUUGUGGAAAACGGUGAAGUCAUUGCCAUAUUGGAUAUCACAAAAUGUCUUUAUGAUGCCAUAGCUAGGGUGGAGAAGGCUUGUCAGCAAGGGAGUGCCGUUGCUGCUGCUGCAGUUGAGGGGCCGGACCAUCAGCGAGCUCCAAAUGCUUUCAUUGAUACAUUGAGGGAGCGCAUGUUCAAGCCUUCCUUGUCAACUAUACUUGGUGAAAAUACAAAGGUUGCUAUUGCAUCAGCAUCAGAUCAUGUCCAUGUAGCUGCAAAAAGGAUGCAAGAGUUGCAUGUCAGUUCAUCUGUGAUUGUAACAGAAGGCAAAGUUCAGGGGAUAUUGACUUCAAAAGACAUUCUUUUGCGUGUCAUGGCUCUACAUCUUCCCCCAGAGUCGACCUUAGUGGAAAAGAUAAUGACUCCAAACCCACAAUGUGCAACACCAGAGACAACAAUUAUUGAUGCUCUGCAUAUGAUGCAUGAUGGAAAGUUCUUACAUCUUCCUGUGGUAGACAAAGAUGGAAAUGUUGUUGCCUGUGUGGAUGUUUUGCAGAUAACUCAUGCUGCAAUUUCUCUGGUUGAAAGUAGCUCUUCUGGAAAUGUUAAUGAUGUGGCAGGCACAAUUAUGCAAAAGUUUUGGGACUCGGCUUUUUCUCUUGAACCACCUGAAGACUACGACACUAACAGUGAAGUCUCUGGACAACUGACUUUGGAUGGGGCAGAUACCACAAAGUCUACAUACCAGUCUGCAGGUUUUGGACAUUCAUUUACUUUUAAAUUCGAGGAUCCCAAUGGUCAAAUGCAUCGUUUCAACUGUGGUUCUGAAAAUCAAGAUGAGCUUGUAUCAGCUGUUAUGCAAAGAAUUGGUCCUGUUAAUGAUGGAGAACGCCCUGCACUGAUGUACGAAGACGAUGAAGGAGAUAAAAUUAUUAUUUCAACUAAUAACGAUCUCGCUGCUGCUGUCAGCUAUGCUAGAUCUGCAGGACUAAAGGCUCUAAAGUUGAAUUUGAAGUAUGCUGAUUCUACCAAAGAGAUACAACCAAACUCUGGUACAGCCACUAAACAGAAAACCAGUGUAGUAUCUGUCCGCUCUGGUAUUUUUGCAGGCGCCGUUGUUCUAACAAGCAUUAGUGUAUUGCUCUACUUAAAGCGCACCAAAUAG